Opisthorchis viverrini is the source of this 2589-nucleotide messenger RNA. RefSeq lists its product as hypothetical. The transcript is spliced from 12 exons. Gene Ontology annotation, molecular function: guanyl-nucleotide exchange factor activity. Gene Ontology annotation, biological process: positive regulation of GTPase activity; small GTPase-mediated signal transduction. The record is from RefSeq and is a predicted model, not a curated record. The annotation marks the transcript as partial. NCBI's taxonomy places the organism in Eukaryota, Metazoa, Platyhelminthes, Trematoda, Opisthorchiida, Opisthorchiidae.
AGCGUCAUACCAGAUCGUCGUCUUCUUGCUCCGGGGAAAUCCAGACCUGCAGAUUAUUCCGACCUGCCAGUGAGCCUAGGUGAACCCACCCUGUUCCUUGAGGCAGAGUUUUCCAGCCUGCAAAUUGAGGAUGGGACAUCAGAGCCGGUCUUCGGUCUCGCCUUUCUGUACGAUGUACAUCUUCGCCGUCGGAUAUCCGAAGUUUUCCACUUUGAUACAAAUUCUGACAGACUGUUGCACCUGUUUUCUGGCAGCCGAAGUACACAACAGCUGAGUCUCCGUGACUGGCCGACACUGGCGAGGAACUGCUUGUUCAGAAUAACGCAACAGCGAUCGGUUGUUGCCUCAUCAGCAACAAGUUCGGAAGCACAAGAACCCAGACUAUCGCAUUACCCCAAUGUGGCCAUUACAGAUACAAACGGAAGUGCUUCAACCGACGCAAAUUACUUUGACUCAUCGGACAUCUUUGAAGGAUUUGCUGAUGGGAGCAACAAGCCACACGCUGCAUCGUCCCGUGAAUCUUGUUGUUCUGGUGGGAUUUUCCUCGUAGUGAGGGUGGAAAAAGUGUUGCAGCAAGGGGAUGCAGGUGACGUUGAGGAAUUAUACAACAAAGAUGACAAGACCCGUAUUGAGACAUCAAUCAAAUGGAACUGCAAACGCCUGGGACCAUAUCGUAUGCCACUGGCUUGGACUGCUAUUGAUUUGACCCCAUUAUUGCUUAAUUCUGUGAAAGCUAACUUGCAGCAUGUGGGCGUCUCAUCUGAACCCACGGUGGUUAACGGAUUUUCAGAGAACAGACAUACUUUUCGGGCUUCGAAAGCUUCAUCGUUUGAUGCGCUUCGCCGUCAACCGAGUCAAGCUUGUGUUGGGCCUCGGGACAGUUCGUUAGCAUCACCCAAGCAAACUAAAUUUCCUGUUACUUCAGCUGCUGAGAACUUGCAAAUGAGUGACAGCUGGUCGCCUCUGAUUCCCAGUUUCGAAUUACUCAUUGAAUUCUUCUAUAAACAGGAAUCAGAUCGAAUGCGGGAUGAUGACUUGGGUCGUUAUCUUUCUGAAAUUCAUCGUCAUACCCUUUCCAAUAUCCUUGUAUCACCGUUUCCCGAACAUCAUACUGCCCCAAGACCUACCAGUGUUGAGAUGGUGAAUACUAGUGCAUAUGAAACCGGCGAGCAGAUCACACCACUGACGUCCUUGCUCCAUCCAAAGUACGUUGCCUUGCGACGGCUUAGACAGUUUUCAAACCUUCAACUUCGUGUGCGACUUUCUUGUGCGGACGCACCGAACUUGGUGCGGUUACUUCGCUCCACAGGCUAUCAUGUUGGAGCCGAGCGACGCAGGACGCGAGAUCCAGAAACUGCUCGCUGCCGUCCUUUAUUGAGUCCUGAGGGCGUUCCCUAUGUCGGCCCGUUGUUUCUAAAGGUUCCAUCUGCACGUGUUGUGGCGAAAAGAUUACAUGGGCGGCAAUCCAAGACCAAAGAAGCACCACCACAGAAAACCAUGAUCCCAAUCAGGCCCAUUCGUGAAGUGCUAGAAUUAUCGUCGCACCGUUUCGCAUCAUUUGCUGAAUAUAGCCAAUCUACUUCCAUGUCUUUUAGAAACCUCCUUUAUGUCUAUCCAAAGAGUGUGGCACUCUCUCCCAGCCGUGAGUCAUCGGCACGCAAUAUCUCCAUUCGGAUUCAGCUUGUGCACACUGAGGAUUCGGUCGCUAAAAUACUUCCGUGGCUGCCAGACCGAAGGGAAGGUUCCGUGCAAGAUACAAAUGCCAUGUUGCUCGUUAGCACAUCCAAGCCAACUUCUGCCUUGGCAAAAAUCAGACCUGACCUGAAACAGAUGUCUGAAAAGUGGCUGCCAAUCCUGACCGAAGGUUCCGUGCAAGAUACAAAUGCCAUGUUGCUCGUUAGCACAUCCAAGCCAACUUCUGCCUUGGCAAAAAUCAGGCCUGACCUGAAACAGAUGUCUGAAAAGUGGCUGCCAAUCCUGACCGAAGGUUCCGUGCAAGAUACAAAUGCCAUGUUGCUCGUUAGCACAUCCAAGCCAACUUCUGCCUUGGCAAAAAUCAGGCCUGACCUGAAACAGAUGUCUGAAAAGUUCUAUAUUGAUGCUUUCCAGUGGGUUGACUCAAGUCGCGAAGUAUUUCAUUUGUGUACCACGGUUGUCUCUAGCGUCUUCCCCAAGGAUGUCAAUGUAGAAUAUAUGCUGACUGCAUGUGUUCCUUCAAAGAUCCCACAAACGCUUCAAAUUCUUGAAGUGCGCGAUAACAUUGCGCAGAUGAUGGACUGUAUACGAAACGCGUCCCUGCAACAGUUGGUUACCUUUCUGGCUCCAUUACUGGACGGAUUAUUGAGGCUAGUACUGUCCGGCUGUCUGUGUGUCACAGAUCGCGAAUCCAAAGUCUCGGCAUUUUCCGCUCUCUACAUGAUGGCCCAACUGGUAGAUCGCAUUUGCUCCUCACUUCCAGACUGGAAUGACGAAUUGGGAAGGAAUCGGUUGUUGAUUGCCUAUCUCGCCGGUCCGAGGGUUGCACUGGAGGAACUCGAAGAGAAUGUUGGUAGCUCAGAUAGCAUAGAUGCUCUUUGGUUUGUUUGCUGA